This is a messenger RNA of Phlebotomus argentipes, 2649 nucleotides long. Its product is annotated as autophagy-related protein 13 homolog. Bases 154 to 1452 code for a protein of 432 amino acids. NCBI's taxonomy places the organism in Eukaryota, Metazoa, Arthropoda, Insecta, Diptera, Psychodidae. Gene Ontology annotation, biological process: piecemeal microautophagy of the nucleus; autophagosome assembly; mitophagy. Gene Ontology annotation, cellular component: extrinsic component of membrane; Atg1/ULK1 kinase complex; cytosol. The record is from RefSeq and is a predicted model, not a curated record. The transcript has 5 exons.
CAUCGAAUCGACAUCGACUGUCACAGUCUUGCUGGCGAAGGAAGAAAAGAAGUGUUUUUCCGUGCAGAUUUUGGUUGUUUUUCCCCAAAAUAUCUGUGUUUCUCACCCCAAAAACUUGUGAAAAGUGCCUCCAAGGGGGCCCAGUGUGCAGUGAUGCAGGACAAAAAGGAGCUGGAGAAGUUCAUAAAGGGCAUGGCAAUGAAGUGCCCCCAAAUUAUUGUUCAGUCGCGCCUUGGCGAGAAAAUCCAAACUCACGGGAAAUUACAGUCGUCAAACAGUGAUUGGUUUAACAUAUCAAUUGAGGACUAUCAGGAUGUGGCGGAGGAGACGAAGAGGGCUCUCAAUCUGGUCUCUGGCGAGUCCAUUCUCAGUCGAUUGCCACUGUGUGUGGAGAUCAGCUUGAGGACAAUUGAGGGGGAUUCAAUGGUGCUGGAGGUUUGGUAUCUGGGACUUGCUUCUGACCGAUGUGAUCCCACUCAGCGUGCCUCCUACACUGUGUACAACCGAAUGGCCAUUCUCCUGAAAUCCCUAAUCUCCAUCACACGCUCGACGCCAGCUUACAAGCUCUCCAGGCGUCAAAGCACUGAUUCCUAUCAGAUUCUGUAUAGAGUUUACGUGGGAGAUCCCGAUACGCACUCAUUGGGAGACGGUCAUAAGCAACUACGGGUGGGACAAUUGUGCACAACAGUCGGCAUGCUGAGCAUGGAAGUGGCCUAUCGCACAAAAAUGACCAUCUCACCGACGCAGACGGGCAGGGACAACACGAUUAUGCUCAAGAGUGAUCACUUUCUCAAGGAUAUCAGCCCGAAGCACAUCAGAUAUCAUCACAGCAAUAGAAAAACAUGCGAGAAAAAAGUGGUGGACUUGGACAAGCCGAUGCGGAUUGGAGCAUUUGUCGAUCCCAGUAGAACGAAGCAGUACACGGAGGAGGACUACAUUCUGCCCGAGACGCCACCAUUCAGUUGGUUGCUGCGAAAGACCAAGGAGGAGGCGGCGGAGAGUGAGGAGAAGAGCUGCCAGACCGCCGUGAGGCCAGCAGUGGCUGAGGAGAGUGCCUGCAAUAACAACAACAACGCCACGAGGAAUUUGGAGGGUGGUGAUGAGAGCAAGGAUGUCAAUGGAUCGUCGCCCAGCGCACAGGAGUUGACGAGGAGGCCGUCAUCACGAUGGUCAACGUCGAGAGUUGUGCCGGCGGAGGAUGAGAACCUGCUGAAAGAGUUGCAUUUCCCCUUUGCCACCACAAAUACGCCCAUCAGUGAUCUGGCGAAGUUCUACAGGGAUUGCUUCAAUGCACCUCCGUUACAGGGCUUCUCAGACUCUCCGCUGGACGAAGACAUUGAAGUGGAUGACUUGACGAAGCAACUGGAGCAGUUUGAGACGUCGCUGGGCGACUUUGACUCCCUCGUGACGUCGCUGUGCUGCCAAUCGGUGGACGACAAUCUUAAUAGUUAAGAGACAGAGAGAGAGAGAGAGAGAGAGAGAGGAAGGCUUCGAAGUAUAUUUGUUAAUUUUCUAACAAAUCAUUCUCGAUAUCCUCGCACUUUAAGUUUCCUUUUUUCCUUCUCCCCAAAAGUCUGAAAUGUUCAGAACAUUUUAGCCACAUUAUUAUCUUGUCUUUUGUACAGUACAUAUUCUUAUUUUGUUCUCUGUCUACUCUAAAUUGUCCGCUGGAAGGAUGGCCAUUUUAGCUAAAAAAUAGUCAGUAUAUAUUUUGUAAUAUUGUAAUUUAUGUAUUUUUUAUCACUGUGUUACCUCUUAAAGUCCUUUUUUGUGAACGCUCCCAGUUUAGAUUCAACCGAUGCGGAGGGAGAUUUUCCAAUGCCAAAAAUGUUUUCCACAGGCAUUUUUCUUGAUACUCUGAUUAGAUAGUCUAUUAUAAAAAAAGGGAUAUUUCUAAGGAAGAAAAGUGUUCUUAUGCGGUUUUCCUCGAUGGGCAGAAGGAUGUAUCUCAUGAAUAAUCAACUAUAGUGGCGGUAUUAUUCUGCUUUUAACUCUAAAAUAUUCCCUCUUCAACAUAAGAAAUACAAACCAAUAUAAACGAUAACGAUAACUUAAUCGAGUCCUUUUCUAUUGAGACAUUUUCCACAAAACAUUGCCUCUUUCCUUCCCUUUAAAUAAAUGGUAACUCAUGUGACAAAAAAAAAUAAUCACACGCCAGUGUUUUUGAUACAAAGAAAUUGUUACUCUAUUGAUAUGAAAAAUAAAUGAAUAACAUUUAACCCAAAGGCGGAAGAGAGAAAUUGUGAAUUUUAUGGAAUUUAUAGUAUUUGUUAAUAGCUAAAAAGUAAAUUGUUUUGUUUGGCAUUGAAAGUAAAAAUGAAAAAAGGGUGAAAUUUCUCAUGAGACUUUUUGGCAAUAAGGAAUUAAUAUAAUAUAUUUGUAUAAAGUUAAGUUCAAUUUAUUCUUUUGGAAAAGAACUGGCACGGUAAAACAAGAGACAGUUAAUAAGACUGCAAUAUAGCUUAGAAUUUAAGUGAUUGAGAGAAAAGUACUCGUGGAAUUGGAAAAAAAUGUUAUAAAAUAUGCAACAUAUAUUAAUCCGGAUAAAACCCAAAAUUUUUAACAUCUUUGUUUAUCGAUAUUUUUUGUUGUAUAAGCACUAAAAACCGUGGAAUAAAGAGCCAAUUAUUGGCACUUGGUAAUUCUCUA